This is a messenger RNA of Gamsiella multidivaricata, 438 nucleotides long. RefSeq lists its product as uncharacterized. The record is from RefSeq and is a predicted model, not a curated record. The transcript has a single exon. Lineage: Eukaryota; Fungi; Mortierellomycota; Mortierellomycetes; Mortierellales; Mortierellaceae. Bases 197 to 412 code for a protein of 71 amino acids.
CCUUGUCCUUGUCCUUGUCCUUGCUCUUUUCUUUCUCUCUGUUCUUGUCAGUGUCCCGUCUCGAACUCUUCCUAGAGCUCCUGUCACGGUCCUUAUCAUCGCUAUCAUAAUCAUCCUUGUGUCGCGAAGAUCGGUGCCGCUUUGGGCUGGAGUCUUCUCUCUUAUAAGAGGAGCGAUUGUGGUUCGAGGGGGAGGAAUGAUCAUGGCGGCUCCUGUCGUGGUGGUCUCGACCCCUGUCGGACUUGCGGCUGCUGCUAGUAUGGGCCGCGUCUGCAUCUCUGUUCUCCGGGCUUCUGUCUCGUUUCUUAGCGUUGCUGCUGUUAUCGUGGCUAGUAUCAGUGCGUCGGUCCUCCGGGUCCCUGUCUCGUCUCUUGCUGCUGCUGCUGCUGCUGCCGUGGUGAUAGUCUUUUGAGGAGGACAUGAUGAGAGCUGCGUGCG